Molecule: messenger RNA, 1468 nt
Organism: Acanthisitta chloris (rifleman)
Lineage: Eukaryota; Metazoa; Chordata; Aves; Passeriformes; Acanthisittidae
Product: NCK-interacting protein with SH3 domain-like
Exons: 8
Biological process (GO): endocytosis
Molecular function (GO): Arp2/3 complex binding
Source: RefSeq, a predicted model, not a curated record
AUGAAGCAUUUCCACCUCGGGAAGUACAAGUGUGCAGUGGUGCUGGAGCAAGAUGUGGUUCUCCAGUCUAUUGACCGUGCCAUUGAGGCUGUGCACAAUGCAGCCAUGAAGAAUGGGGGAAAAUACAACCUGGAGCAGAGAGAUGUUCUCCAAAAGCUGAUCCAUCACCGGAAGGAGACUGUGUCCCGCAAAAGCCACUCUCCCACCCCGCAGGGAACGGUGAUGACGCAGUCGUCCAGCGAUCACCACCUGGAUGUGGCGCGGCAGCCCAACGGGGUGUGCCGGACAGGGUACGAGCGACAUCACAGCCUUCCGAACACCGAGUUCGAGGAGGAGGAUGAAGGUCUCUAUCAGAUCCCACCACAGGCCCGGCGUGCUGCUCCCGUCACCCCCCCUCCGCCAGAGAAGCGUAAGAACGCACAGAUUGCUGCUCCCAUUAAAAACGCUGUUGAAAUUAUUCCUGGGUCAGCUUCUAGUGCCUCCUCUAUAAGCACGACAUCCCUGGAUACCCUGUACACUGCUUCUUCUGUGUCAGAGACCGCUCUCCCCACAGCCACCUCCAGUCCUGCCAACACUCCGCCCCCCGUCCCGAGCCGGAGUGUCCACACCACAAUCACUCGCAAUUUGGACACCGGCUCUGUGACCCAUUCCCGCUACGGGACUUCCCCGAAGGAUGGGAUCAGCAAAUCUCCACAGUCCAAGAGGGUCGCCCCAGCACCGCCGCCUGAAGGGGGGACCCAGAGGUCCCAUGCAGUGGAUGGGGAGAAGACUUCUCAGGUGAAGAAAGCUGCCCCAGCACCCCCUGCAAGCCUGGAUGCCUUCAGCAACCUCUGCCUGGAGGAUAAGAAGGCAUCUGUGAUGGAGCCAGUGCCACCAGAACCCAGCGGCCUGGUGGCCUCCGUGCCCAAGACGAUAGGUGCCGAACUGAUCGAGCUGGUGCGUAGGAACACCCACCUCAGCUACGAGCUGUCCCGUGUGGCCAUUGGCAUUGUCAUUGGCCACAUCCAGACCUCUGUCCCUGCAACCAGCAGCAUCAUGGAGCAGAUCCUCAUCUCUGUGGUGGAGAGUAAGAACCUGAGUGCAGGGCUGCCCUCGGGCCAGAUCUGCCACGACGAGCAGCGGCUGGAGGUGAUCUUUGCAGAUCUGGCCAGGCACAAGGACGAUGCUCAGCAGCGCAGCUGGGCACUCUAUGAGGAUGAGAAUGUCAUCUGCUGCUACCUGGAGGAGCUGCUUCGCAUCCUGACAGAUGCAGACCCAGAAGUUUGCAAGAAAAUGUGCAAGAAGAAUGAAUUUGAAUCUGUCCUGUCCCUUGUGGCAUAUUAUCAGAUGGAACACAGGGUGCCAUUACGGCUGCUGCUGCUGAAGUGCUUUGGAGCCAUGUGCAACUUGGAUGCUGCAGUCAUCUCAACGCUUGUAAAUUCUGUGCUGCCGAUGGAGCUGGCCCGGGACAUGCAGACUCACACACAGG